Messenger RNA from Tetranychus urticae (two-spotted spider mite), 3524 nucleotides. RefSeq lists its product as uncharacterized. Gene Ontology annotation, molecular function: protein binding. NCBI's taxonomy places the organism in Eukaryota, Metazoa, Arthropoda, Arachnida, Trombidiformes, Tetranychidae. The record is from RefSeq and is a predicted model, not a curated record.
GAUAUAACUGAUGAUAAAAUCAGCUGAAAGUUGAAGUUUUCAGACCGAUAGAUGAUGUUACCUGUUCAAUGUUCAAGUUUUCAGGGGAUGGGUUACAUUACUUUACUUCACUUGACAAUUUGAGUGAGUUUUUUUAUGCUUCAACAUGAAAGCAAACAGUCUCAUCAUCUUUUUGAGUUGUGUGAUUUGUUAAAAGAGUGCAAAAUAAUUUCCGUCAUGUUUUAUGUUUAUUAUAUUAUCAGUUUAUAUAUUAUGUAAUAUAAUAGUUACCUGAUUAAUCUUGUUUUAACCUUAUUUCUUCUUCUUUGCUACUAUUAGCAACAACCCAAAGUAAACAUUGAACAUCCAACAUUUACCAGUAAACAACAUCAACAACACACCAUCAACACAACAAAAAAGCAUUAAACACCAAAAGAUAAACAACCGUUUCAACAACAAAGAUUGGAUUAAUUUAUUGAACAUUACCGAUUACAGACCUGUUAAAAAGGGUUUGGUAUGAUUGAGUGAGUCAAGUGUAUUGACGUGAACCAGGCUUUAGGACAACACUGUAAAUGGCAUGGUUUUUCAAGUUGUUGCUUAGCUCACAACGUUUUUCAUCAAAUCAUUAACAACCUUUAUUCACAUAGCAAAAGACCCAAAAUAACCAGCCAACCUGAAUCUGAAUUUAUCCCUAUUCUUGAACAUGGAAGUUGUUCAACGAUCAAACUCUGCUCCAUCAACACCAACCGGACCCUCAUCGGGUGAUGAGAAACGAAGCCAAUCAUCAAUAGACGGUUUCUCGGUUAAAGGUCGUAAAGUACAAUUCCCAUCGGAUGAAGAGAUUGUGACCAAAUAUUUUGAUGCCCCCGACCCUUGGUCCUAUUUAGCACCUCAUCAAUUGACCUCUCAAAGUUUGAUUGAAGCAUAUCAAAAUGCCUGUGAUAACCAAGGAACCAAACCUUUACCGCGAGUCUUGAGCCAACUUCAGAAACUCCAUGGUUUUACCGACAGAGAAGAAGAUCUUAACCUGAAAGGUGAAAAAUUAGACGCAAAAGGCUGUGAAGCUUUGGAAGAAAUUUUCAAACGAAUAAGAUUUCGCUCAAUUAACCUGGAAUCAUGUAAUCUUGAUGAAGAGGGAGCUUCAUCAUUGUUUGACAUGAUUGAAUACUAUGAAUCAGCAACUCAUCUUAAUCUUGCCAAUAACAAAGCCAUUGGAAUGAGAGGAUGGCAGGCUUGUUGCCGAAUGCUGAAAAAGACUCCAUGUUUACAGCAUUUGGAUUUACGUAAUUGCAGUCUAAGUGAACAAGUUUUACUCAUCUUGGGCCGAGCAUUAAGAAUAGGUUCUCAUUUAGUUUCCCUUCGAUUGGAACGAAGUGGAAUAUCAAGUCGCGCUUUGGCAAUAUUGGUUGCUGCUCUUAAACUGAAUACAUCCUUACAAUAUUUAUACCUGGGAGACAAUAAAUUGUGUUCAGGUGAUGCUAUCCAAAUAGGUAAUCUUCUUAGAGCCAAUUCAACUCUUGAAUUUCUUGAUCUUCGAGACAAUCAUCUUCAAGAUGAAGGCUUGGAACACAUAGCGGAAGCCUUGAGAAGCCAACCCGGACCAGGUGAUGGGUUGAAAUAUUUAAUCAUCUCAAACAAUCAAAUGACCAGUCGAGGGAUGAACAGUUUAGUUGAAGCACUGCGUUACACCAAAUCACUUUGCACAGUUAAUCUUAAUGAUAAUAGUUUAGGUGAUGAAGGAAUAAUCAAGCUUAAAGAAGGAAUUAUAAUGGCACCUAAAAUUAGCGCUUUGGGUCUUAAAAAUUGUAAACUUAAUUGUCAAGGUGCCAUUGCGAUAGCUGAUUGUUUCAUGGAAGGAGAUAAUCUUCGUCGAGUUGACCUUCGAGAAAAUGACAUCGCAGAAAGAGGUUUACUUGCACUUUGCCUGGCAGUUCAAACAAAUCGUCAAGUGUUUCGAGUGGACAUUUCAAAUAAUAUAAUCUCAACAAAAGAUCCAACCGAUCCUUCAUCGACCAACUGUUCACAAUUGAUAGCACAAAUUAACCUUGCCUGUGAAUCAAAUCAAAAGGCUCAUGCUAAAGGAGAAGACAUUAUUUUCAUUGAUCAGGGAUUAGAAUCUCCAGGAGCAAAGAUUGAUCUAUUUCCGUAUGGAACUUUUAAUGAACUCAACCAAUCUGAGGUUGAAUACAGAAAUUCAUAUUAUCAAGAGAUUUCUGAUUCCCUUCAAGAGAUAACACAUAAUCAAUCAAAAGUUUCUCAAGCUCAUCCUCGUAAGCCCAUCUUGAGAAGCUCAAGUCUUGGUAGUUGGGACAGUAAAGCAACUCAAGUAUCUUUACCCAAAGUCAAUGAAAACAACAACAAGGAACCAGUUCGUCGUUCAGGUCGAUUCAGUGUCUCACCAGUACCGGACUCUGAUUCUCCACCACCACCGAUAGCAUCAUCUUCAUCAGCCAACCUGACACCAUCACCGUUGCUCUACUCACCCUAUCCAUCACCAGAGCCUCUUCAAUCGUCAACCUCAUCCUUUCAUCAUAACCGAGAGACACCAUCACCUACGAUAUCACCAUUACCCAGUGACAACGUUACCUCACCAUAUAAUUACAGUAAACCAUUUUACGCUGAUCCCAACAACAACACCGAAGAUAAUUUCAGUGAGGUUGCAACUUGCACAACUGCCGCGGUUAACCCAAAGCCCAAAAAGCGGAUCAGCUUUGCGUUGCCCGAUGAUACUUGUGGCUUUCCAGGUUCCUCAUCGGAAGCUUUCACUAAACUUCGCAAUCGACGAAUGAGCAGUCCAGCAGUUCCCAACAAUUCAACCGCUGUCCAUAAACCCACUCGGCCCAAAAUACCUUCACUUAAAAUGUACAAAAUUUUGGACGGACUUGAUCUUAAAAGUUCCGUUCCACUCUCACCGACUCGACUUUAUCAAAGUUUAGAAUUUCCAGAUUUAAUAUCAUGGAAAUUACCGUCCGAAAAGGAGAAACCAGUAAUGAUUGGAAUAACAAAUUGAACCAACGAAAAGGGAUUGUUAAAGUUAUCAUAAUACGCAAGAAUAAAAAGAAGAUGUGAUUAGCUAAUCAGAUUGGAGAACCUGAAAAGGGAAGGAAAUUCAGCAAAAUUGGAACGGAAAUUGAAUCAAUAAAGGAUGAUAAAAAAAAGGAUGAAAAAGGAAAGCCAAGAAAAGAAAGGAAAAAAAGACAAAAAAAUGAAGCAAAAGAUGAACCUAGUAAAUGGUGCCAAAUGCAACAAUACAGAGUAACUUUAACCUUAAUCGAAGUAAAAACUGGACAAUAAUGGACACUGAUGAACAAUGGUGAUGGACAAUAGCUAUAAAUUAUCGACAAUUAAAUCUACUUAUAUGGACCAUUAAGAAGGGGAUAAUAAAUGGCAGUCAGCAGUUGACGUUCAGUGGAACGCUAUUUUUUGAGACAAAAAAAGACUAAGAUUGACCAUUUUAUCAUCAACGAAUGGACAUCAUUUUCACAUGUCACAUUAGGCUUAAAAUGAAUUUUUCAGAAUAGAUUAAUAAAUUAAUUAUUUAGUAA